AUGGCAGUGAGUUUGCUCUGCGCCCUGCUCCUCUUGGGGCUCCCAGGCAGCAGUGAAGGGAAGAACCAGGAGCUAGAUCUUUAUCACCAUCUUUUUGACAACUAUGAUCCAAAAAGCCGACCAGUGAGGGGGCCUGAGGACACUGUCGCCAUCAAUAUCAAGGUCACAUUGACCAAUCUCAUCUCACUGAAUGAGAAGGAAGAGACCCUCACUUCCAGUGUCUGGAUUGGAAUCGAUUGGCAAGAUUACCGACUCAACUAUAGCAAGGAAGACUUCGGGGGCAUAGACACCCUGCGGGUCCCUUCAGAACUCGUGUGGCUACCAGAGAUCGUGCUAGAAAACAAUAUUGACGGCCAGUUUGGCGUGGCCUACGACGCCAACGUUCUGGUCUAUGAGGGCGGCCUCGUGAGCUGGCUGCCCCCUGCCAUCUACCGCAGCACCUGUGCGGUGGAAGUCACCUACUUCCCCUUCGACUGGCAGAACUGCUCCCUCGUGUUCAGAUCUCAAACAUACAAUGCCCAAGAGGUGGAGUUCAUUUUUGCUGUGGAUGACGCUGGCGAGACCAUCAACAAGAUAGAAAUCGACACUGAGGCUUACACUGAGAAUGGCGAGUGGGCCAUAGACUUCUGCCCAGGGAUGAUCCGCCACCACGAAGGAGGGUCAGCUGACAGCGUGGGGGAGACUGACGUCAUCUACACGCUCAUCAUACGCAGGAAGCCCCUCUUCUACGUCAUUAACAUCAUAGUGCCCUGCGUGCUUAUCUCCGGCCUAGUGCUGCUUGCUUACUUCCUGCCUGCGCAGGCUGGUGGCCAGAAAUGCACCGUCUCUAUCAACGUCCUUCUCGCCCAGACUGUCUUUCUCUUCCUAAUUGCCCAGAAAAUCCCUGAGACAUCUCUAAGUGUGCCGCUGCUGGGCAGGUACUUAAUUUUCGUCAUGGUGGUUGCCACGCUCAUUGUCAUGAAUUGCGUCAUCGUGCUCAAUGUGUCAUUGCGGACACCUACCACUCACGCCACGUCCCCGCGGUUGCGCCAUGUCUUACUGGAACUGCUGCCGCGCCUCCUGAGCUCUGGGUCACCUCACGAGGCCCCCCAGGCCCAAGAGACCCCGAGGCGGGCAUCCUCUGUGGGUAUCUUGCUCCGCGCUGAGGAACUGAUCCUGAAAAAGCCACGGAGCGAGCUAGUGUUUGAAGGGCAGCGGCACCGGCAUGGGACCUGGACAGCUGCCCUCUGCCAAAGCCUGGGCGCCGCAGCCCCUGAAGUUCGUUGCUGUGUGGAUGCAGUGAACUUCGUGGCCGAGAGCAUGCGAGAGCAGGAGGCUGCUGGCGAGGAGGUGUCUGACUGGGUGCAAAUGGGGAAGGCCCUGGACAACAUCUGCUUUUGGGCAGCGCUGGUGCUCUUUGGAGUGGGUUCCAGCCUCAUCUUCCUUGGGGGCUUCCUCAACCAGGUGCCCAGACUGCCUUUCCCCCCAUGCAUGUAG
Elephantulus edwardii (Cape elephant shrew) is the source of this 1476-nucleotide messenger RNA. It is a transcript of the gene CHRNE, whose product is annotated as cholinergic receptor, nicotinic, epsilon (muscle). The transcript is spliced from 12 exons. The record is from RefSeq and is a predicted model, not a curated record. Gene Ontology annotation, biological process: signal transduction; chemical synaptic transmission; monoatomic ion transmembrane transport. Gene Ontology annotation, cellular component: neuron projection; synapse; postsynaptic membrane. Gene Ontology annotation, molecular function: transmembrane signaling receptor activity; acetylcholine-gated monoatomic cation-selective channel activity. Bases 1 to 1476 code for a protein of 491 amino acids. Lineage: Eukaryota; Metazoa; Chordata; Mammalia; Macroscelidea; Macroscelididae.